Molecule: messenger RNA, 9382 nt
Organism: Chelonia mydas (Green sea turtle)
Lineage: Eukaryota; Metazoa; Chordata; Testudines; Cheloniidae
Gene: GAS7
Product: growth arrest specific 7
Exons: 14
Coding region: 300-1571 (423 amino acids)
Biological process (GO): actin filament polymerization; neuron projection morphogenesis
Cellular component (GO): actin filament; plasma membrane; cytoplasm
Molecular function (GO): actin filament binding
Source: RefSeq, a predicted model, not a curated record
GCCUCAGACAGUUAGUUCCUCAAUGGGCCAAUACAUUCGGGUAUUCCCCUGUAGGAGACAGUUGUCACUCCCAUGCAUGAGAGGAAGAGGCGGAGUGUCUGUUCUUCUUGCAGCUCUGCCACACUGUCAUAGCUAGAGAUUUUAAGGCCAGAAGGGACUCAAAACCAGACUGAUCUCCUGCAGAACACAAGCCGGAGAACCUCGCCCAGUGACUCCUGCAUCCAGCUAAUAACUUGUGACUGAGUCAGAGCAGAGCUGUUAGAAAGAGACAGACAGCCUUGAUUUACAGACUCCAAGAGAUGGAGGAUCCACCAGGGCCCUGGCAGAAACCCAGGAAGGUCACUCCUCAGCCAGGAGAAGAUUCUCUGAAUUGCCCUCUGCCCCCCGGCUGGCAGAGCUACAUGUCUCCCCAGGGCCACAGGUAUUAUGUGAAUGCCUUCACCAACGAAACCACGUGGGAACGGCCGAGCAGCGUGCCUGGGACCCCCAGGAGCCCUGGGAGCCAGAAGAGUGCUGUGCCUGCAGCGAAUGGAUAUCACACCCCUGUGACCCCUAUGCAUCAAAUGGAGCCUGGUCAUAUGAGUCUUCGAAAACCCAGCGGGGACCCCCAGAGUCCGGGGUCCCCUCGCGUGCCCAGGAGGCUGGCCAGGGAGAGCUCGCGGACGAUAAACUGCGUGACUUUUCCACACCCAGACACAAUGCAAGAACAGCAGUUGCUGAAACCCACUGAAUGGAGCUACUGUGAUUAUUUCUGGGCUGAUAAGAAGGAUCCACAAGGGAACAACACAGUAUCAGGGUUUGAAAUUCUGCUCCAAAAGCAACUCAAGGGGAAACAAAUGCAAAAAGAAAUGGCAGAGUUUGUUCGAGAAAGGAUAAAGAUUGAGGAAGAAUAUGCCAAGAACUUGUCCAAACUGUCUCAGAACUCAUUGGCUGCUCAAGAAGAAGGCACCCUAGGAGAGGCCUGGGCCCAGCUGAAGAAAAGUCUGGCGGAUGAGGCAGAGGUUCAUCUCAAAUUUUCCUCUAAGCUCCAGAGUGAGGUGGAGAAACCACUGCUCAAUUUCAGAGAGAACUUUAAGAAAGACAUGAAGAAAUAUGACCAUCACAUUGCAGAUUUACGGAAGCAGCUGGCUAGUCGCUACACAGCAGUAGAAAAGGCCCGGAAAGCCCUGACAGAGAGGCAGAAGGAUCUGGAAAUGAAAACCCAGCAGUUGGAGAUAAAGCUCAGCAACAAGACAGAAGAGGAGAUCAAGAAAGCGAGGCGGAAAUCCACUCAGGCUGGAGAUGACCUGAUGCGUUGUGUGGAUCUUUAUAAUCAAGCCCAAUCCAAAUGGUUUGAAGAAAUGGUGACCAGCACUCUGGAGCUGGAGAGGCUGGAGGUGGAGCGGGUGGAAAUGAUUCGGCAGCACCUUUGCCAGUACACUCAGCUGCGGCACGAGACAGACAUGUUCAACCAAAGCACAAUAGAGCCUGUCGAUCAGUUACUUCAAAAAGUGGAGCCUGCCAAAGACAGGGAACUGUGGGUACAAGAACACAAAACUGGAGAUAUCAGACCUGUGGACAUGGAAAUAUAGACUGAUCUGAUUAGUGAUAUGUGAUGGUUUCACUGGUUUAACCAGGCCAAUGGGUUCUGUAAAGGGUCAGAAGAGGUACAGGACGGCAAAAGGGUUGCUCUGCUACCAGAUACCUUGUAUUUAUUGUCUGUAGGGAGUGUCUCUGUCACAUUUGAUCAUCACAUCAGUUCCCAUUGUGCUAUGCCUUAAGCUCCCAACAUUCCAGAGUUAAGAAGCCAGAUGUCUGUUCUUCCUGUCGGAAGUUUCCAGCUGCCAGGGAUGUACUGCUGCCAGGAGAAACUGAGGACCUUGCUUCCUGGUACAGAACAAGCUCUGUUCUUCAGUGACUAUGCACUACACCCAUUGCAUGACUCUUUGUGUAGAAUGUAAGAACAGCCACGCAGCAAGCCUCUGCCAUGGAAGCAGACUAGUGAUUUGACCAUGAUGCUGGAAGCAAGGAGCUCCUGAACAUGGAUCCCAACACUGCCACUGCUCAGCUGGAUGGCCUUGGGCAUAUUACAUAACUUUUCUGGUUCCUCCAUUUAUAAUAAUGGGCUCAUAAUACUUACCUACCUCACAGGGGUGUUGUGAGGGUACAUUGAUUUUGUAUAAUACUUUUUAGCACAACUACCUUGCUACGGUAGUAUGUCUGAGUGCAGGGAGGUAUGGGCUUUUCCCCAAAGCAGUAAACAAGGCAAAAGGCUAGGAGAAAACCCCACAGAGGAAAGACACCUGUUCAAGCCCUUCCUGUUUUAUAAUCCCACUCAGAAACAUAUAGACCCUCUAUCAUCUCCAUUUCUCUUUGAGGCUGAUAGAAAGUAAGAUUGAAAGGGACCUCUUGCACCAUCUAUUUACCAGGAAGGACUCAGUUGUGCUGUAGCUACCUCAUUUAUUGUCUGGUUGACUUCGGUGGCAAAAAGACCAUGGAAGAAAUUAGACCUUCAAGUCCAUUUCUGCCUAUACAGUGUGAUGUCCUACAGCAGAGGCGGGCAAACUACGGCCCGUAGGCCACAUCCGGCCCAUGGGACUAUCCUGCCCAGCCUCUGAGCUCCCAGCCAGGGAGGCUAUCCCCCGACCCCUCCCCUGCUGUCGCCCCUCCCCUGCAGCCUCACCUCGCCGCCCCACCAGCGCUCUGGCCUGCUGUUCCUGUCAGGCAGUGCGGCGGCAUGGCUGGCUCCAGCAUGCUAAGGGGGCGGGAAGCAGGGGGGUUGGAUGAGGGACAGUCAGGGGACAGGGAGCAGGGGGCGGUUGGAUGGGGCAAAGGUUCGGGGCAGGCAGUCAGGGGACGGGGAGCAGGGGGAGUUGGAUAGGGGGUGAGAUCCCAGGGGGUGGUUAGGGGCAUGGGGUCAAGAGGCGGGGGGGGUUGGAUGGGGCAGGAGUUCUGAGGGGGGCGGGAAGGGGUGGAUGGGGGUGGGGGCCAGACUGUUUAGGGAGGCACAGCCUUCCCUACCUGCCCUUCCAUACAGUUGCACAACCCCGAUGUGGCCCUCGGGCCAAAAAGUUUGCCCACCCCUGUCCUACAGUUUCUGCUUUCUGCAGGAUCUUCUAACACUCCAUUUGGGAGGUCCUUUCCCAGCCAAAUAGAUCCAAGUUUAAAUUGGCCUUUGUCUAAUUUCCUCAAAAUAACUCCUAGAUUGUGGUCUUUUGGAUGCCCAUGCACUCUGUCUCUCCAUCUCUUUCUCGCUUUCCUUGAUGUUUAUACCCAUCAGAUGUCUGCAGAUAGUUAGCAGGUCUAUUCUGUUCUGUAUAGGUCUUUAUACUGCACUCAUCACUAGUAUCUGAUGAUGCACUUUCCAGCAGUGCAUUAAGCAGUGCAACUACACAUCUGUCACAUGUUGUUUGUUCUCUCAUCCUCCCCCAGAAAGAGAAACAUGAAGUGAAGUGUUUUGUUUUUAAAAAAAUUCUUAUUUAUUAAAUAUCCCUGUCUCUACAUGUUUAUAUUCGAGAAAGCAAGGUCAAAGUAAUGUGCCUUGCACUUGGAGCUUGAAUGUGGUGAGGUUAUAAUAGUCAUUACUUCCUGGGGGAGUUCAUUCCACGGUCUUGGACUGGCCCCAGAGAAAAUUCUGUCUCCUGCACAAAUAAGCUUGACUCUUAUUGUUGAGUGUUCCUCUGUGCCAAAAGAACGUAGCUGACUAUUGGGCUUCGUCAUGGAGCUUUCGAUGGUCUUUUAGGGCCCUGACCAUGCAGUGCUUUGAAGAUAAGGACCAAGACCAUGAACUUGAUUUGAAAUUCUAUGGGAAGGUCACAGUGUAGAGCAGGAGGACAGGCUCGCGAUAGCCUGUGUUGCUAAGGAGACACACUGCAGUGUUUUGCACUAGUUGGAGUUUCCAAACAGCUGAAGGUUUCAUGCCCAGGUAUAUCACAUUGUUGUAGUCCAGCAGUGAUGGAGGCACAAAUAACUGAGGCCAGGUUUUCAUCUGCCAGGAUGGGACAGAGAUUACUCACAGCUGUUGUGAUGUGAGAGGUCAACAUUUGCGAGGAAUCCAAGAGUACUUCUAGACUACCAACUGAAUUGACCAGUUGUGGAUAUGAACCUUCAGCCGAAGAAGACUUCAUCGGGGCCGCAAACUCUUCAAAAUAUUUUCCUCUGCCAACCAGAUUUUCUAAGGCAUCAACCACGCGUAUAUCCAGCUCACUGACUUUCAGUGGAGUUGAGGGCGCCCAGUACUUUUGAACAUCAGGAACCUGUCCUUAUAAUUGUAGCCCCUUUUCCAAUGUUGUUGCUCUUCUCUGAAUUUGUUCCUUUUUCUCACUGUCAGAACUAGGGACAGAAUGCUCACCAAUGCCAUUUGAUAUUCAUAGCUCUUUGAUGUUAUACAGCUGUGUAAGUUUGACAUUAUCUUUGAAUUACAGUUUUUUCUUGUCUCCAAUAUUAUUCCCGUUGUUAAACUUUGCAGUUAACCCUUUCUUGACAUUGCACAGGACUGCAAGAUCCUUUUUUAAGAUUCAGCAGAAAUCUUGGUUCUGGCUCUUUUGGUCCUGCCACUUGAUUAUCACAUUGUUAACUGGAAGAGGUUUGGAGAAGGGCUAUUAGGAUGAUCAGUGGAAUGGAAAGAUGAUUUUAGAGAAAAUUAAAAGAGCUUGGCUUGUUUAGCCCAGCAAAUACCUUCAUACUUUCUCCCACACCACCCCAUAUGCAUAGGGGCUCUCUGUAAAAACCUACAAUGCUUUUACACUGUCCUCCUUCAAAUGCCACCUUACAGCACUCCUCUGCCAUCAUGCCUACAAAGCUGGUGCACCAGCGUGCUGGGACUGCAGCUUAGUACUCUGAUCAGAAUCAUCUCCUGUUACCCUGAGUUGCUGGGCUUUCUGCUCCUUCCUCUCCACUCCUGAGGGGUGGGGGAGAGAGCUGCCUGCUUCCUGCAGCAGCCAUGAUUGGCUGCUCUUCCCCAGGAGGCAGACAAAUGGGGCCAGGCAGCCAAUCAGAGAGGAGUUUUCCCUAGAUGGUAUUAAAUAUGUGUGCCCCUUAGCCACCUGUCUCACUGUUUAGACACUGGCUAGACUAGAACCCAGUUCACCUGACUUGCCUUGCUGCUCUAAUGAGUACAUCACAUUGUGCUAACCUGACUUUCCUGCUGUUCCUCUGAUCACUCCCAAUCCUCAUCACUUGUUUGGUUUGAUUAUUAUUACAUUGGUUUUCUGCUUUAGUGAUGUGUCCUUCUGUUAUCUUUACUGAGCACUUUGGGUGACAGGCACUGGAAAAGUCAAUAAAAAUGUAAGGUAAUGUUUUCAAAAGUACAAUUUCCAAAAGUGACUCUGGCAUUUAAGAGCCUACGUCUUACUGCAGGUCAAUUUGAAAAUUUUGUCUAUUAGCACAACAGUGGCUUUCUUCCAGUGCUCUGGUACUAUCCCUGUUUCCAAGAUUUAGUACAAAUUAAAAUCAAUAAUUUGGAGAGCUCUUCAGCCAACUCUUUUAAAACUUUUGUGUGCAAAUUAUCAGUUUUGCAGAUUUUGUGUAACAUCUUUCUUAGUUACUGUUGAAACAGAAAGUGUUUCAGCAUAAUUAUAUAAAUAAAUAACUACAUAGUUCAACUUCAUUCCAAAUGCAGGACAUAAAUAUUUAUUGAACACUUCUGCCUUUUCUGCAUCAUUACUGACUAUUUUAGCAUUCCAUCUAGUAAUGGAACCUACAUCACUGGACAUAAAUAAAUUACAAUAAUUAUUUUAACCAUAUUGACCAUAGAUUUUUUGGUAAAACCUUUAGCUUCCCUUAUCAAUUACCUGCAUUUCUUCACUUUAAUUUAUAUUUAUUAUUAACAAUUUCCCCUUUUUUAUUCAUCAGUUUUGUUUUGCCUUUUUCACAUUCCUUCUUAAGCUAGUGGAGGGUUUUAUGGGUAUUUGGGUUUUUUGUUUGCUUUUUAACUAAACAGCCUUUUCUCAUGACUGAAGAAUUGUGGACUUUGGGACAUGUAGUAAAGCAUUCUUAAAUGAGUAAUUAUUUUAAUGCAUACAUUUCUAUUCAAGUUUUUUGUCCCCAAUAAGUUUUGCUCAUAAUUAAUUUACCUUUUGGAAACUGGCCCGUUUAAAAUGCUAAGUAUAUAUACAUAUUACUAGUUGGGAUUGUGUUCUUUUUGCUAAUAAAUAUUUCAGUCAGAUCAUAAUAACUAGCACCUAUUCGACAGUCAAUCUUUUAUGUCAGUAAUAAAUUAAUCUUUGAAUCAGAAUGAGGACUGCAAUACUUUGUGUUAGACAAUCGUCAUGUAUAAUUUAAAGAGACUCCAAAGAAGUUUUAUUGUUGGCACUAGAAGAUAUCCAGUUUAUGAUUUGUGUAUUUGUUUCCACACAAAGGACAAUUAGUGAGAAUUUCCCAGCAUUUCUCAGGAUGCUGUUUGUCCCAUGCCUUGUUUUUCACCCCAGAGGUGAUAUACUGUUCUUUUCUCUAAAUCUGAAACAAAUGGAGGUAUUUUGAACCACAUCCUUCAGCAGUGGGUCCCCAGCCUUUUGUGUCCAGCUGACUGUCAGUCUUGAGGUUUCAGUAGCCACUUUUCUCAGCUUGAUUGUCCUCGCUCACCAAGGGUGGAAUAUUUAUUACCAUUGUCUAGGCUGAAUGGCUUUGUAUGCUCCCCUUCAUUUAUGCCACAUUGUUCAAUCUCAUUCACAUCUACUCCUUCCAUGGCCUCAAACACUUCCUUUCCCCUCACAACUGCAGUGUAAUCUAUCCAUUUUAACUUCUUUAUGUUGCCAGCAGCCUGAGCUUGUCUGAGUCCUUCACAUUCUACCACAGAAUGUAAAACAGCUUGCAUGUCACACACAGGUAGCCUUUUCUGUCUUCAUACACCAGCCUGCCAUGCAUUUUUGGGCAGCCAUUUAUUGAUGCACCUUAAUUAAAGCAAACCAUCUUUUUAAAGCCUGUCUUUCUCACUCUUUGAAUUCCUUCUGGAACCAACCCAUUUGCCAUUUCCAGUUCAUUGCUAGCUGGAUGUGCUUAACCCUGGCUUUAACAUAGGAGUCAUAUCUGCCUCUUCAAUGACUGACAAGCCACCAGCUGUUCUCACAGACGAAGAGCUGCCAAACGAGGCUGCUGAAAGAUUCUGAACCUGCUCUAAAAGCUCUCAGAUCCAUAACCAGCAUUUUUGUGCAGCCACUCAGCACUCAGGUUGCUGUAAGCCUGUGAGACACUCACCCUUAGGAACACUGGGUCAAUGACUGUGACAGCCUGAGAGCUCUGGAGGCUGCAUUUUACAAGAUGAAUGAGUUAUUCUAAAAAAGUCAUGAAGUCAUGGAACAAAAUCCUAUAGAAAUAGCUUUUUUUCUCCUACCAGAGUAAUUUUCUCAUAUACAACUCUGCCUAAGUGCACAUCUGGAGCCGCUUCCCUGGAACAGCUGUGACUUUGUUUGCAAUGAGCACUAGAAGCAAACCUUCUCCACUGCAGUGUAUAAAAGAGGAAAAUGUUUGCUUGCUCACAGGGUUAUUGUUUCAUUGUGUUUCUCUUUUCUGUGCAGUUUCACACUGCUUUGUUGCUGCUUUCCAUUUGCAUGUUUCCUACACAACAGUGUUACCAGUGUGCUUAACCGUUCUCUGGCAGACGGUUACAUUCCCAACACACUAUUUUAAAAACAUAUCAGAUAUUUUCAAUGGGAAUUAUGACUAAAGCUUUUGGAGAAGGUUGGGUCAGUGGAUUCAAACCAACUCUAGUAAUAAGUGCUCAGACUGUCUGAGAAGGGUACUACCCAACCUCUGCAUUUCAGCAAAGUUUUAAAAAAUGGGAAAGUUGGACUCCUUGGUCCACAUAUAGAAAUACAUGACCUGCUCUCCAGAAGUGCUGAGCAUUCACAAGUCUCUUGGAAGUAAAUGGGACCUAAAAGGUGAAGAGAAUCUUUGGAAAUAAAACUACUGAUCUAGGUGGCUAAAUAAGGUCUUGGACGUAAUUAAGCCUUCCAUUUAAAUAACAAAUUGUGACCUUUCAAGUAUAAAUAGUGACUGAGCACUCAAAAAUAAGAGCCUCAGAUACCUGAGUGUGAAAGGCUCCAGCUUAUUCAAAGAAAAUUAACUUCACCAUCUGCUGAAAGACAAGGCAUUAUGCUACCACGCUGGGCUGGAGGGGACCCAGUUACUUGUUGGGUUUAGAAAAGUCUGUGGGCUCCCUCUAACGUGGCACCUGAUCUUCUCCAUCAAUGAAGACAUACUGAGACCCAAACACCCUUUGAUAUUCCCGGCUGCUCCUUCUCUAUACAAUAGUCACAAAGCUCAACUUCCAUAUCCAUAGUGUCAUGCAGCACUCUGAACCCAAGCUCUGCCAGACCACGAUGGGGAGCCAGGAAAGUGGGAGGGGCCCACCACUCACCAUGCUUUGCUGCCAGCAAGUGAAGAAAGCACAAACCCCACGGCAAACAGCAAGAGUGAACUGUUAGAUCUCUACUCCCACAGUCAGACACGGGGAGACAGACCGCUGCUCACACAGCUGGCUCCCUGACUAUCGAGAACCUUACAAAUCAUAACCACCCCUUGAAGGUUCCCAGAGUGGGUACCUGGCUCGUGGAGCAAUAUGGCACCAGCUGCUGUGUUCUGCACUAGCUGAAUCUACUCAGUCCUUUUCCAGGAGCUCGAGAACCCAGUGGGUCCAUCAGCCUCGUAAAGCUGAUCCCAGAUGCAGCUAACCACCUGCACCACAAGAGCAACAUCUGCCAAAAGUCUUGUUAAGAAAAUACAAUUCUCUGUUCAGGGGAUCCAGCCAUGGGACAAACUUCUAGCGAUCAGGCCAAUGCAGAGUCUGACCAGCUUUGGGAGUUAGAGGGAGCAGUAGCUACUAAAGCCAGGGGAGAGUAUCAGCACGUCACGAGCAAAUGUCUUCCCACCCCAAUACAGAGACACCAGUUCUGCUACUAAUUUGAAUUAAAUUAUGGCCAAAACAAUGCUGGGAAGAAUUCAAACGGUACAAGAUCCAUAAUGUACCCAUAGAGAAAUGCCCUACUGUUGUUCCAGAUCCUUUUCACCAUGGCAUGUGAGCUGGCUUGCCUGAUACGCAGUAAUACAGUGACUCCCUGGUCACUUCUCAAGGGUUCAUCAGGAUACUGAUGUAUGGCAACACCCACGUCAUGUCCAAAGAUUUCCCAGGUUCCUGGGAGUGUGGUCGUGUCAGAACCACACUAGGCCACUGCACGACUCAGGGUCCCACAUACACAAACCCCGCCUCAGGCAUCCUCCAAGACUUGGGAGCACAUGCUUCUGUGACAUAAUGAGGACACAUUCUUUUUCAUUAGCAUGUCUUUUGGGGGGGGAUUUCUUCUCCCCAACUGCUAUCUGUGCAAUGGUGAAUACGUCAUAUUUUAAAGUAGAUCUUAUCCAUAAAGGUACAUGAUUUCUGUUUCUGAAUGCUCAGCUCUUAAUGUUA